Messenger RNA from Penicillium longicatenatum, 330 nucleotides. RefSeq lists its product as uncharacterized. The record is from RefSeq and is a predicted model, not a curated record. The coding region runs from base 1 to 330 and encodes 109 amino acids. Lineage: Eukaryota; Fungi; Ascomycota; Eurotiomycetes; Eurotiales; Aspergillaceae. The transcript has 2 exons.
AUGGAAGAACAACAGAAUAUCGAGAAAGACAAGUGCAAGGGAGAUUCUUACCUUGACCCGGAAGGUCCGUCUCCGCCAAUCAAUGCCAAACACUCUGCCUUCACAGUCUCCGGUCCCUGGAAAGGAAUUAAAUGGUAUAACGAAUGGCUGCAGUCACAUGUCACUGAUGACGGCCUCAAGGACGCAUUCCGGCAAGCCUGCGACGUGAGUCUUGACGAUGGCUUGGAUCUCGAGCAGGUCUACAGAGACCGAUAUCCGUAUUUCUUCAUCAACAAGAAAAUCAGGAAGGGCAUUGCUCGUCAUUUUGUAGAGAAUAUUCCAAAUGGAUAG